AGUCAACAGAGCUCACAUCAAGAGAAAGAGAGAGAGAGAGAGAGAGACCAUGAGGGCUUCUGUAUUCACGGCUGCGGCUUCCGCGGCGGCGGUAGCCUUGUGUUCCGGAGUGUCGGGGUUUGUCUUCGCACCGCCUCUGCCUGCAAAGCGAGCUGGCGCACCGACGACGGGCAAAGCAUCGGCGUGCGCAUCCACGGCUCCUCGCCUGAGAUGGUCGUCGUCCUUGAAAAUGGCUGCAGACGAAUUCGACGGGGAUGCGGUCCUGGCUUCGGCUCAGGAACGGAUGGACAAAUCGGUGGAGAGCGUGCGGCUUAACCUCGAGACCCUCCGAACCGGGCGGGCAAACCCCAAGAUACUGGACCGCGUUGUGGUGGAGUGUUAUGGGGCGGAGACGCCGCUCAACCAGGUGGCCUCCGUGAAGACCACCAGCGCCACCGCGCUCUUGGUGGAGUCAUACGAUCCGACUAUCCUGGCCGACAUCGCCGCCGCCAUCCAAGAGGCGGACUUGGGCCUUACUCCGAACAACGACGGCACCGUGAUCCGGUUGAACAUGCCGCCCGUGACGGAGGACCGCAGAAAGGAACUCGCGAAGGAGGCCAAGAGCCUUGGGGAAGAGGGUAAGGUUGCGAUUCGUAACAUCAGGCGGGAGGCUGUGGACACGGUGAAGAAGGCCGAAAAGGCCAAGAACUUGGGCAAGGACCAGUCUAAGGAUGUACAAGACGCGAUCCAAAAGCUCACCGACAAGACUACGAAGACCAUAGACGAGAAGGUUGCCGCCAAGGAGAAGGACAUCCUCAAAGUGUAAACGUAUCCACAUCUACGUUAUGUACGAGCUCUACGAAAGCAAGUGUAGAGACCGUCUGUCCCUAGAUAGUCUACGAUAGAGAAGUUGAGUACUUCAUACUAGCGCGUACCGCCGCGCCAUGGGCGAUUUGUUGUGGUCUUCUUAUUCAUCUACAAUUUGCCGCAGCUGGGCUCGAACCCACCCAUUUCGGGGAUGCCCACGGUAAAAACAAUGGUGGCUGACGAGGUCGGUGCGGCGUGGGCGAAAAUGUCUUGGUACGUUCGGGAAUGGCAAGAAAAUUUACUUUCUAAAAAUAGUGUUCCCGUGGGCGGACGACCACUCUUGAGUUCUACGAGGAGGAUCCAAGAAGGAACAUCCAACCAAGCGAGGGACGGUUUCCCUCCCUACUGUUGCUGAGCGGAUGCAUCGAAAGUGCAGGCUUUUUGCCCUGCGACGGGUAACAUUCAUUUGCGAAGUAUUCGCGGGAGGUUGACAGCAGUUGCACGAUCAAUAUGCACUAACACACACGCCACGUAGUAUUUUUUUCCUUUCCACUGGCUUUGAUUUGCAUGCGUGGUUUUAUCGCUACCUGUAAACGGGUUCAGCAUCCCCUUCCUCGUCGUUAUAUAAUGUGACCAAUAUGGAUGCAAGCGGUUCGAGUAAGUGUAGAGAGGAACACACGAACACACUCACCUUGCUGUUCACAACGGUGUUGAUUGACAUUUCUUCUUCUAACGGGUAUUAUUGCAAUAAAUUCAUUGAUUCCAGCAACGUAUUAUCUCGUGUGCCAAGCAAUGUAGAUGGUAGACCCGUAGCUAGCUGUAGAACUGUACUUACAGGUUCGGUUCGAAACCUCGUUUUUUGCUGACAAAUGACACAAUCAGUUAACAGAGCUUCUCGGCCGGAAUUUGUUCGUUGUUCGUUUCACAGGCAGCAGGUACGG
Molecule: messenger RNA, 1727 nt
Organism: Ectocarpus sp. CCAP 1310/34
Lineage: Eukaryota; Phaeophyceae; Ectocarpales; Ectocarpaceae
Source: the annotation of a GenBank genome assembly